GGCCUACUUACACUGCUGCGGUAUCAGUGUCUCUCAUUCCAUCUACUUUGCUAUUCUCUCUUAAUUCACAACCAUUCGCGGGUCGUCAGGGAUAUAGGAAACUUAGGACAUCCCACGAAGUGUUCCUGGAGGACAUCUAGUCAAUAUGUCGGAAGAUGAUCGUGCAGCAAAAGCAGCCCGAGCGCGUGCAUUGUUGAAGAAAAGACAACAACAGAAAGUUGGUGGUGCUUCUCCAGCUACGGAUCGAAGUGUUGCUUCACCGAGUCCUCCGCCGUCUCGAUCCUUCACACCGGCACCAGUUGAAGUUCACUCACCUGUACAUACAGCGGAUAGUAGUACAAACGGACGAAAUUUAGGAGACCUCUUCUCUAAAGAUGCUAAUGGCAACGGCACAGCAGAGUCACAUUGGCUAUCAUCGUUGGACCGCGUAGAUGGUCCUUCACUGCCUACUCCUGCAACGUCACAACCGCCGCCCUCGGUAACGUCGCCAUUGGCAGCCUCACAGACUCCACCAACGAGUCCUCCAGCUGCCCCAACCUCAAGCUCAUAUGAGCGAGACUUAGUACAACAACAGGCGAGGAAGAUAUCUUCGCUAGAGGCGGAGAAGAGAUCUCUUUCCAAGUCUUUGGAUCAGCACAAAAUUGCGGACUCGAAUGUAGAACUUCAGGAUACAUUGAAACAGUUGGAAGAUGAACGAGCGAGGAGUGAAGGAAUGCGAAGCCUUGUGGCGCGUGAACAUGCAGAACUGCUUCAGCUCCAGCGGGACUAUUCAGCACAAAGCAGCACAAUUACCACGCUGAAUGCAGAGAAAUCCAAGGUUUCCGACCAAUUCAAAACUCUUCAAGCCCAGGUGUCACAGUUGGAACAGUUGGCUACUCUGUACCAACGGGCGCAAGCUCAAAGCGAACAGUUGCAAGCGGCGAAUACGCAAAUCCAAUCGGAGCUUUCUAAAGCAUCACAGCAAGCACGGGAUCAGCAUUCGCAAAUUUCUUCCCUGGAAUCUGAGAAAGCCUCCUUGAUUGCCAAAGUUCGACGCCUUGAGUCUGCCGAGUCCAAGGCUCAGGAACUUGACCGGACUUUGCAAGAAGAACGGACUACUUCUCAGCAACUACAAGACCGCGUGCAGGAGCUCGAACAAGCCCUAGACGAAGUCAACAACCGUGUUGAGCAACAACAGCAAACCAUCUCCCUGAUUGUCUCCGAGAAGACUUCCCUUACUGCAUCGCUCGAACGACUGCAGGAUGCAGAUACCCAACUCCAAGAGACAGCGAAUCAACUGGAGAAGGAACGGACCAGGGCUGCAGAUUUGCAAACCACUGUCCGUCGCCUCGAAGAGGAAGAACGCGAUUGGACCCACAAGUUCGAAGAGCUCGCGACACGGGAGAAGGGGCUUGCAAGCAAAUGUCACGAUCAGGAGCGGGAAAUACAACUACUGACUGCUUCGUCAGAUGAUAUCCGUGCUGAAUCCGAACAGUUGCAACGUCGGAUUCGUGAACUCGAAGAGCAGAUCGAGAGCGACGACCGGGCGGAGCGUUUAGAAGCUACAUUGCAACACACGCAAGACCGUGCGGCCGAGUUGGAAUUGCAAGUGUCCAAACUUAAACAGGCUCAAUCUUCCCUCAAGUCUGACCAUGACGAACUAGAAAAGCAAUUGCAAGUACAGAAACAGAACGAAGCAGAUCUGGAAGGUCGACAUGCUGAAACCAUGAAGUUGCAUGAGGAUGCUCAACAACGAUUAUCUUCUCUUACGUCUGAGAGGGAUCAGCUCCUGCAUGGCAAGACCGAUUUGCAACGGCAGAUUGAAGACAGCCGAAUUUCCCUUACUGAACUGCAGCAAAAGUUAGCUUCUACAGUCACAGAGCUUAACACAAGUGUCCGUACGUUACAGCAAACCCAGGCUGAACUACGGAAUGCCAACAGACGCGCGGAGGAGGCGGAGAAAAUCCAGAAGGAUCUCCAGGCGGAGGGUAUUGGGCUUAUGCGCUCAUUGGAUGAGAUGCGUCCCAAGAUCGUCGAGCUCACCGACACGAAAUUGGAUCUCGGCGAGAAAGCUGAGUCAUUGGAGAAGGGUCUCAAAGCUCGCGAUGCCGUUAUUGCUCAGCUGGAGGCUUCCUUGGACGAAGUUCGGGAGCAGAAGGCAGAGGCGGACAAACAGCAACAACAUACUUCCGCUGCUUUAGAACGAGAACGUACAUCUUCACAUGAGAACUCAAGCGAGCUCCAGAAGGCAUACGAGGAGCUUCAAGAGGAACUCAAGGCUGCUCGUACGAACCUCGAAAAAUUCGAUGGGGAACGCUUAGCGUACCGUGAAGCGUCCAAUCGUCAUGCAGAAGAAUACGACCGUCUCACCUCUUCCCUCCAAUCUCACUCGGAGCAACUAACCGUGCUGAGGACUGAGGUAGAAGAACGUACUCAUGCACGGGAGGAAGCAGAAGAUUUCCUGGAGAGGGCUCGCUCGGAUAUGGAGUCCUUGAGGGCGGAGCUAGCCGCGAAGGACGAGGAGAUCGAACGUCUGAAGGAACAAGUCAUUUCUCCUUCUUCACCAAUGCCCUCAAACGGCCCACGUAAUGCUUCUUCGAGCUCUCUGAAUCAAGAGAUGCUGAGCGCACUCAAGCAACAGCAUGCCCUUGAGCUGUCGACUGCGCAAUCUCAAAUUCGUGCACUGGAGACAAGCGUGUUCCAAGCUGAGGCCAAGUAUCACGCACUGCAACGACAACAGUCAUUCAUGGAGGAACAACUGGCCAGUUUCCAGCGUUCAUCUUCCAGAGCGUCUCAACGGCCUGGUCUUCCAGUACGUACGAGCAGUCGUGGUGUACCGCUGGAGCAUUCGGACGAUCUCCGUCGUGCUUCAUUCAGUUCACACCGAGUCGGCCAGACUGCUCAGCAUCUCGCAGUCACCCCCGCCAUCGACGGGCUCUCACCCGAAACUCGGCACAAGCGGAAAGUCAGCUUAAGCAUGCUGAAGGCGCGGAUUGACAGUGAAGUAGGCGCGAAAGUCCAGGCAAACUCGAGAACUUCAUCGCCAUCUCAGAAGCCUGUCAGUUUACCGUCUAUCGUUGAGCCGCCCUCACAGCCUGGCAGUCCGCCACUAGAGUCUCAGCUGCCUCGGCGGGUACAUACUCAUUUUCUUGAUGAGGCGCAUGUGUUCUGGUGUAGCUCGUGUCAUGGCGACCUUGUGGUUCUCUAGCACUCUUCUCUGUAUUCUAGGUUCUCUCUAUUUCGGAAUGCGUUAUGGAAAUGCAUGUUAAUGUGGAUGUCUCCUGGAUGGAACUAUGGUGUACAGUACUAUUACAAUGUAAGAGAGCGUGAAGAAAGAAGCAACCCAUCGCUUGCGUCCAGCACAACGAUAAAACCCACAGAUAUUACGAAAGCUCUAGAGUGUUAUAAAUGUGCCCUAUUGUCCUAAAGGACAGUACAUAAAACAAAGAUUGAGGGAU
This is a messenger RNA of Somion occarium, 3437 nucleotides long. Lineage: Eukaryota; Fungi; Basidiomycota; Agaricomycetes; Polyporales; Cerrenaceae. The record is from the annotation of a GenBank genome assembly.